Messenger RNA from Mirounga angustirostris (Northern elephant seal), 417 nucleotides. It is a transcript of the gene NANOS2, whose product is annotated as nanos C2HC-type zinc finger 2. The transcript has a single exon. The coding region runs from base 1 to 417 and encodes 138 amino acids. The record is from RefSeq and is a predicted model, not a curated record. Gene Ontology annotation, biological process: oogenesis; negative regulation of translation. NCBI's taxonomy places the organism in Eukaryota, Metazoa, Chordata, Mammalia, Carnivora, Phocidae. Gene Ontology annotation, cellular component: perinuclear region of cytoplasm. Gene Ontology annotation, molecular function: mRNA binding; zinc ion binding.
AUGCAGCUGCCGCCCUUUGACAUGUGGAAGGACUACUUCAACCUGAACCAGGUGGUGUUGGCCCUGAUCCAGAGUGGGGGGCAAAGGCCAGAGGCCCAGGGGAAUGGGGAGGAGAAGCCUGGGCCCCAGCUGGGGCAGGAGCAGGGUCUGGGAGGGCCGGGGGCCAGCACAGGCCUGGCCACCCUGUGCAAUUUCUGCAAGCACAACGGGGAAUCGCGCCAUGUCUACUCCUCACACCAGCUGAAGACCUCAGAGGGCGUGGUGGUGUGCCCCAUCCUGCGGCACUAUGUGUGUCCCCUGUGCGGGGCCACCGGGGGCCAAGCCCACACGCUCAAGUACUGCCCGCUCAACGGCGGCCAGCAGUCUCUCUACCGGCGCGGCGGGCGCAACUCGGCCGGCCGCAAGGUCAAGCGCUGA